AUGUUUAAACUAGGUUCCGUUUUCCAACGAACCAAAAAAGCUGCUUCAAGUGAGAUUGAGGUGACGUGCGCCAGUCAUUUUGCUAAAUAUAAAAAAAAGGCGGAAGAAAGAAAGUCCACUGACUGUUUUGUUGUUACGCACUGCUACUGUUGUGGUUCACCAUUAAAACACCCAGAGAACGUUGAAAAGUUGAAAUGUAUAAGGUGUCACAGCACCGUUGAACUAAGGCCCCGUUCCACGGUACAAACAGCAGCUACAGUAGGAACUUCAUUGUACACUUUUGAGGAAUUUCACAAUCUAGUUGACGUUUGCAACGCCCGUUACUCAAAUGAGUGCUGCAAUCUGGGUGCGAAGAAUAAGAAGGAUCAACUACAUGACAUUUUCCGACCAAUUGAGGACUUCGUGGAGAAAAUGUUUGCUAGUGUGGAGCGAUUGAAUUAUUUCUGCAUGUGUACCACUAAUAAAUCCAAGGUCUUCGAUUCAAGUGUCGUUUCCACUUUCUAUAACAUGAUUAUUAAUCUACCUACCAGCAGGCCACUGUACAAAUUACUAGUCUGUAGUAAUGAGCGUCUUAAAAGACCAAAAAUCGAUCUCCGAUGCUGUGAGCGUACCUCAAGCUUUUUAAACUUCCGUUGGGUUCUAAUGAUUAUGGAAAUGCCACUUUUGCGGGAAAGUCUAUUGAUUUUUGACUCUAAAAAGAUGUUAUCCCCGCAUAUGCGAGCAAUUCUUUACGACGUACUGAAGCGAUGUAUUGGAUACAUGUCGUCACUCGAUGGCACUUCGGCGAAAGAGUUUGUGCGGCAUCUGCAAGGAAUGAGUGCGCCUCAUUUCGUGUCUCACGUCGACCUGCUGAAUAUUUAUCUUACAUUCCACUUUUCGAGGAUUAUGCGUAAGAAAUUUCAGGAAGAUGCUUGCCAGGGAAGCCCCGAUUUGGAAGAAUUUUGCUCAGACAUUAAGUUAAACCCAAAGAAAACCAGUAAUGAUUUAGAGAUAAUUUCUCGCAUGGUCAGUAAAAUUUGGAAAAGUGAUGGACACGCUAAAACGGAUUUGCCCCAUACUUUCAAAUUUGACAUCCUUGACUACGGAAACGACUGGCAUAUCAAAACGGUCGCAAAACUGUCAUUUUUUUACUAUACUGCAAACCAGUGCAAAUGGAAAUGCCCAGUUUCCCGUUUUUAUAAUGUGUUGUCGGACUAUUUGGACUACAAAAAAGACUAUGAUGAAUGUGGGAGAAACUGGAAGUGUAGAGAUUUCACCUCACCACAGGCUUUGACCAAAGCAACAGAAAAUAUGGUAUUAAUACCUUAUUAUCCUUUGACAGGCCAAAGCUCUAUCGCUCAAUUUGCGAUGUGUCAAUAUCCGUACUUGUUAUCUCUUGGCAUCAAAAUAUCUAUAAUGGAGCGCGAGAUUAGGAAAGUUAUGGAGCACAGUGCCGAACAAGCAUUCCUCAAAGCUUUAGACAAGAAGCAAGUUAUUGAAGUUUACCUGAGGAUCCGAAUUCGCCGCAGUAACGUUGCUCAAGAUUCUCUCCAUUGUAUUGAGGCUCAUCGGUCGGACUUGCAAAAGUCUCUAAGAGUAGAAUUUGUCAAUGAACCAGGCAUUGACGCCGGCGGCCUCCGUAAGGAGUGGUUUUCUUUGCUAAUCAAGGAAUUAAUUAGUUCAGACAAUGGGCUUUUUGUCGUGGUGGAUGAAAGUAGAUUUUCAUGGUUCAAUGUGGCACAUGGAGGCACGGAGGGUGCCAGUGGUGAUAAUUUGAAGCUGAAUUAUUUAUUCGGAAUAGUCCUUGGCUUGGCAAUAUACAAUGGAACAAUUCUAGAUGUUUGCUUUCCCAUGGCACUGUACAAAAAGCUGUGCGGCGCACCCAUUAACCGUGCAGACUUUCUGGAGCUCUAUCCAGUCACAGGAAAGAAUCUGAUCAAGAUGAUGGAGUACGAGGGUGCUGAUUUUGAAGGGGUUUUCAGCUUGAACUUUGAAAUCACAUAUUUGAAUGUCUUGGGUUCCGGGGUUUGCCGUGAAGAACUUUGUGACGGUGGUACCACCAAACAGGUAACAAUGGAAAAUCGAAGCGAAUAUGUGAGACUCUGGAUUGAUUUCUAUAUGAACAAAUCAAUCGCUCCUAUGUUUGAAGCGUUUGCAAACGGAUUCUACAAAGUUGUUAAAAGCGAUGCAUUCCGUUUGUUCAGCGCUGAAGAGGUUGAGCAGCUAUUAUGCGGAAGUCAUGAGACGAACAUCGACGUGGACACUUUGAAAAGCGUGACCAAGUACGGAGCAGGAUUCUCACAGGCAUCAAGAGUGAUCGAUUGGUUUUGGAGCAUCUUCGAUCGAUUUAGCGCCGAACAAAAACGGAAACUUCUAGAGUUUGUAACUGGAUCUGACAGAAUACCUGCCACUGGUAUUUCCACCAUUCCAUUCAAAAUUACACGACUUGGAGGGGAUUCGGAUAGGCUCCCUUUAGCUCACACAUGCUUCAAUGAGCUCUGUAUUUAUGAUUACGGCGAUCGGAAUAAGUUGCAAGAGAAGCUAUCAUUAGCAAUGCAUGAAUCCGAAGGUUAUGGCUUUAAAUAA
This is a messenger RNA of Lachancea dasiensis, 2565 nucleotides long. The record is from the annotation of a GenBank genome assembly. Lineage: Eukaryota; Fungi; Ascomycota; Saccharomycetes; Saccharomycetales; Saccharomycetaceae.